CUGAUAGACGGCACUGACUGGCAUCACUGCUGGGCACUGACUGGCGGCACUGACUGGCACAACCGCUGGGCACUGACUGGUGGCACUGACUGGCAGCACUGCUGGGCUGCACUGGUGGGUGGCACUGGUGGGCAGCACUGGUGGGUGGGCACAGGUGGGUGGCACUGGUGGGCACAGGUGGGCGGAACUUGCGGGUGGCACUGCUGGGCGAUCAUCAGGGCACUGAUCAUCAGUGCCCUGAUGAUCGUUGCCGAUCCUCGCUCUGACAACUGCCGGUUCUCGGCAGUACUUUCCUCACGAUCUGACAGCGUGAGGAAAGUGCAGCCGAGAACCGGCACUUGC
This is a messenger RNA of Staurois parvus, 342 nucleotides long. NCBI's taxonomy places the organism in Eukaryota, Metazoa, Chordata, Amphibia, Anura, Ranidae. The record is from the annotation of a GenBank genome assembly.